GAGAGAGAGAGAGUGAGAGAGAGAGAGAGAGAGAGACAGAGAGAGAGGGAAAAAAAUCCGCUACAAGAGGAAAAAACGCGAGAAAAGCGGAUUUGACAACAUGGCGUACUUUCCCCGGAAUAACUUUUUUCUGAGGAGCUGCUGAGCGUUUCUGCACAGCUCUGCAUGCCCUACUUUUCUCAGCUCGGUUCGAGCAGCCCAACAGCCAGAAAGUUUGAAGUGGCUAGCUAGGUUAACUCACAUCGCGGCCUGUCCUUUUUUUCGUCGUUCUGGACGGAAACUUUAUCAUGGGCUGAAAGUUUCGAGUCGGCAUUGUCGGAAAACUGAGCAGGACAGGAUGGAGAAACAAGGGACGAGACGAGAAAAGUUUUCACUGUUUGGGCCACGGUCACUGGGGAGGGCGGUGCACGCAGUAGCUGAGGGGCCUGGCCUGAGCAAGGCCGAGUUCAUGGAGAAGGUGCGGCGGAGCAACGAGGCGUGCCAGCUGGGUGACUUCCAGACAGCCGUGAAGCUGUAUGGAGAGGCCCUGCGGGCCGACCCACAAAACUGCAUCCUUUACAGCAACCGCUCGGCUGCCCACCUCAAACUUGGCCAGUACCAGACCGCCCUGGAUGAUGCAGUCAAGGCACGCCUGCUAAACCCCAAAUGGCCUAAGGCAUACUUCCGACAGGGUGUUGCCCUUCAGUACCUGGGUCGGCAUGCAGAUGCUCUGGCUGCAUUCGCCUCUGGCCUGGCCCAGGACCCCAAGAGCCUGCAGCUGCUGGUCGGCAUGGUGGAGGCUGCCAUGAAGUCGCCACUACGAGAGUCAUUGGAGCCCACAUAUCAGCAGCUGCAGAAGAUGAAGCUGGACAAAAGCCCAUUCGUGGUGGUGUCCGUAAUCGGCCAGGAGCUGCUGACCGCCUCCCACCAUGGUGCCUCAGUGGUGGUCUUGGAGGCAGCACUAAAGAUUGGCACCUGCAGCCUGAAGCUGCGUGGCUCCGUUUUCUCCGCCCUCAGCAGUGCCUACUGGUCACUGGGCAACACGGAGAAAAGUACCGCCUACAUGCAGCAAGAUCUGGAGGUGGCCAAGACUUUAGGUGACCAGACGGGCGAGUGCAGGGCCCACGGGAACCUGGGGUCAGCCUUCUUCUCCAAGGGCAAUUACCGCGAGGCCCUGACCAACCACAGACACCAGCUCGUCCUGGCCAUGAAGCUCAAGGACAGAGAGGCAGCGUCGUCAGCUCUCAGCAGUCUGGGCCAUGUCUACACGGCUAUCGGCGACUACCCCAAUGCUCUGGCCAGCCACAAGCAGUGCGUCUUGCUGGCCAAGCAGUCCAAGGACCAGUUGGCGGAGGCACGCGAGCUGGGUAACAUGGGCGCCGUCUACAUUGCCAUGGGAGACUUCGACAAUGCCGUGCAGUGCCACGAGCAGCAUCUAGGCAUCGCCAAGGCACUGGGUGAUAAGCGCGAGGAGGCACGUGCCUACAGUAACCUGGGCAGCGCCUACCACUACCGCCGAAACUUUGACAAGGCCAUGUCCUACCACACCCACGUUCUGGAGCUGGCCCAGGAGCUGGAGGAAAAGGCAAUCGAGAUGCGGGCAUAUGCUGGCCUGGGCCAUGCCGCCCGCUGCAUGCAGGACCUGGAGCGGGCCAAGCAGUACCAUGAGCAGCAGCUCAGCAUCGCUGAAGGCUUGAAGGACCGUGCCGCCGAGGGCCGCGCCUCUUCCAACCUGGGAAUCAUCCACCAGAUGAAAGGAGAUUACGAAACAGCUUUGAAACUGCACAAAACUCAUCUCUCCAUUGCCCAGGAGCUGAAUGACUACGCUGCCCAGGGCAGAGCCUACGGCAACAUGGGCAAUGCUUACAAUGCUCUUGGUGCCUUUGACCAGGCUGUGCGGUACCACAGACAAGAGCUGCAGAUCUCCAUGGAGGUCAAUGAUCGUGCCUCACAGGCCUCCACUCAUGGUAAUCUGGCCGUGGCCUACCAGGCCCUGGGAGCACAUGACCGAGCCCUGCAGCACUAUCAGAACCACUUGAACAUUGCCCGUGAGCUCCGCGACAUCCAGAGCGAGGCCCGAGCCCUGGGAAACCUGGGGAACUUCCACUGCUCACGGGGAGAGUUCCCUCAAGCUGUGCCCUAUUACGAGCAGUACCUGCGGCUCUCGCCCGACUUGCAGGACAUGGAGAGUGAGGGCAAGAUCUGUCACAACCUAGGCUAUGCACAUUAUUGCCUGGGCAGUUUCCAGGAAGCAGUCAAGUACUAUGAGCAGGACCUGGCUCUGGCCAAGGAUCUACAUGAUAAGUUGAGUCAAGCCAAAGCCUACUGCAACCUAGGCCUGGCCUUCAAAGCCUUGGGUGACUACAACAAGGCUGAAGAGUGCCAGAAGUACCUUUUAUCUUUGGCCCAAUCUCUUAACAACUCACAGGCCAGGUUCCGCGCUCUGGGAAAUUUAGGUGACAUCUUUCUCUGCAAGAAGGACGUGCCUGGUGCUGUGAAGUUUUAUGAGCAACAACUGGCGCUAGCACAUCAAGUCAAGGAACGUAAGAUGGAGGCCAAUGCCUAUGCUGCUUUAGGUGCUGCAUACCGGAUGCUGCAGAAAUACGACAAGGCCCUUGGAUACCACACACAAGAGUUGGAAGUUUACCAGGAGCUGGGGGACAUCCAAGGCGAGUGCCAGGCCCACGGGCAUCUUGCGGCUGUCUAUAUGUCACUAGGCAAGUACAGCAUGGCCUUUAAGUGCUACGAGGAGCAGCUGGAGCUGGGCCAACGGCUAAAAGACCCCAGUGUGGAGGCCCAGGUCUAUGGGAACAUGGGCAUUACAAAGAUGAACAUGGGCGUGAUGGAGGAUGCGAUUGGCUACUUUGAGCAGCAGUUGGCCAUGCUGCAGCAGCUCAGCGGCAAUGAGGCGGUGCUGGAUCGCGGCCGUGCCUACGGCAACUUGGGAGACUGCUAUGACUCACUAGGUGACUACGAGGAGGCCAUCAAGUACUACGACCAGUACCUGUCGGUGGCGCAGAGUCUUAAUCACAUGCAGGACCAGGAGAAAGCCUACAGGGGACUGGGAAAUGGACACAGGGCCAUGGGCAACCUGCAGCAGUCUCUGGUGUGCUUUGAGAAGCGCCUGGUGGUGGCCCAUGAACUGGGUGAGUGCGGCGGGAAGGCACAGGCCUAUGGAGAGCUGGGCAGCCUGCACAGCCAGCUCGGCAACUACGAACAGGCCAUCUCCUGCCUAGAGCGCCAGCUGGCCAUCGCCCGCGACACCGCUGACCGGCUGCUGGAGGGCCAGGCUAGCUGCGGCUUGGGUGCUGUCUACCAGCUCAUGGGUGAAUAUGACACAGCAUUGCAGUUCCACCAGCGUGACCUGCAGAUCGCAGAGGAGACAGGCAGCGCCAGCUGCCAGGGACGGGCUUACGGCAACUUGGGUCUCACCUACGAGUCGCUGGGUAACUUUGAACGUGCAGUGGUGUAUCAGGAGCAGCACCUGAGCAUCGCCGCACAAACCAACGACCUGGCGGCCAAGACGCAGGCCUACAGCAGCCUGGGCCGUACCCACCACGCCCUGCAGAACUACUCUCAGGCUGUCAUGUACCUGCAGGAAGGUCUGCGUCUGGCGGAGCAGCUGGGCCGGCGCGAGGAUGAGGCCAAAAUCCGCCACCGUCUGGGGCUCUCUCUGUGGGCCAGCGGCAACCUGGAGGAGGCCCAGCACCAGUUGUACCGUGCCUCUGCUCUGUUUGAGACCAUUCGCCAUGAGGCUCAGCACAGCACCGACUACAAGCUCUCCCUGUUUGACCUUCAGACUUCCUCAUACCAAGCUCUCCAGAGAGUCCUUGUCAGCCUUGGUCACCAUGAUGAGACGCUGGCGGUGGCAGAGCGGGGCCGCACACGGGCCUUCGCCGACCUGCUGGUAGAGCGGCAAACGGGCCAACAAGAUUCCGACCCCUACACACCUGUCACGGUGGAGCACAUCCUGGACACUGUCAACAGCCAGCGGGCCCUGGUGCUCUACUUCUCACUGGCGGCUGGCUAUCUGUACAGCUGGCUACUGGCCCCUGGCUCAGGUAUCCUGAAGUUCCAUGAAGUGUAUCUGGGUGAAGGAGCAUCCGAGAGUGGGGCAUCUGACUUCCAGGAGGCUGGAGGUGGCUCUCUGCAGGCAGGCGGUGGGGGCGGUGGUGUAUCUUCACUGGAGCAGCACAUCGCUAAUGCCCGCGAAGCCCUGGGAGUUGACUCCUACUACAGCAGAGCGUGCUCCAGCAGUGAGACAGAGAGCGAGGCAGGCGAUCUCUUGGACCAGCAGUUUGAGGAGCUCAACAACAAGCUCAACUCAGUCACCGACCCCACUGGCUUCCUUAGAAUGGUGUCCAGGAACAACCUCUUCAACAGGAGCUGUCAGAGUAUGACCAGUCUGUUCAGUAACACAGUGUCUCCAGUAAAAGAGGGAAGCUCUUCUCUCUCCCGCCGCCCCAGUGCCCUCAGCAAGCCUCCUCUUCGCGCCCUCUAUGACCUCCUCAUCGCUCCUAUGGAAGGGGGCCUCAUGCACUCCAGUGGUCCGGUGGGCAGGCACAGGCAGCUGGUCCUGGUUUUGGAGGGUGAGCUCUAUCUCAUCCCAUUCGCUCUGCUGAAGGGCAGCUCCUCCAACGAGUAUCUGUAUGAGCGAUUCAGCCUCAUAGCUGUGCCUUCCAUCGGCAGCCUGGGGGCCACUGCCAAGGUUCAUCCCCGACGUGCAGGCCCAGCACUGUGCAGUGGAGGCAGCUCCAUGGCAGCAGUGGUGGGCAACCCUCGCCUCCCAGCAUCAGUAAUGGAUCGCUGGCUGUGGGGUCCGAUGCCAUCAGCUGAGGAGGAAGCCAACAUGGUGGCUGAGCUCCUGGGCUGCCAGCCCCUGGCCGGCCCGGCCGCCACCAAAGAGCGUGUGAUGAGUGCCCUGAGCCAGGCUGAGUGUGCCCACUUCGCCACACACAUCUCCUGGAAACUAGCUGCUCUAGUUCUGACCCCAAGUCAAGACGUGUGUUCUGCGUCCGGGGCCACUGCUUCUUGUGGGGCGUCUGGGAGCGCAGAGGGUGUUGGAAAGUCCAGCUACACCAUCCCGGAGAGCCUGCGUGUGCCGGAUGACGCCAGUGACGCAGAGAGCAUCUGUGACAGCCCACCUCUGCAGGAGUUCCUGCUCACAGCCGCCGACAUACUGGACCUCAGACUGCCCGUCAAACUAGUGGUGCUGGGGUCCUACCAGGAGUCAGAUAACAAGGUGACGGCAGACGGCGUGGUGGGACUCACCAGGGCUUUCCUAGCCGCAGGAGCUCAGUGUGUGCUGGUUUCUCUCUGGCCCGUGCCUGUGGCUGCCUCUAAAAUGUUUGUCCAUGCCUUUUACACGGCCCUGCUCAAUGGCACUAAAGCCAGCGCUGCUCUCGCAGACGCCAUGAAAACGGUUCAGAGCAGCAAGCAGUUCUCUCACCCGUCCAACUGGGCAGGAUUUAUGCUGAUCGGCAGCGACGUGAAACUAAACAGCCCUUCAUCCCUGAUUGGCCAGGCCCUGGCCGAGAUCCUGCAGUAUCCAGACAAAGCCAGAGACGCCCUGAGAGUCCUACUGCACCUGGUGGAAAAAUCUCUUCAGCGAAUUCAAAACGGUCAGCGCAACUCCAUGUACACAUCCCAGCAAAGCGUGGAGAACAAAGUUGGUGGUGUCCCUGGCUGGCAGGCUCUGCUGACCGCUGUGGGCUUCCGACUGGACUCGGCUGGCACUGGCCUUCCUGCUGCCGUCUUCUUCCCCACAGCCGACCCUGGAGACCGACUCCAGCAGUGCAGCACCACGCUGCAGUCCCUGCUAGGUCUUCCCCCUCCUGCUCUUCAGGCCCUAUGUAAACUCAUCACUGCCUCCGAGACAGGAGAGCAGCUUAUCAGCAGGGCUGUUAAAAAUGUAGUGGGAAUGCUUCACCAGGUGCUGGUCCAGCUGCAGUCUGGAGAGAAGGAGCAGGACUUCUCACUGGCGCCCAUCCAGGUGUCCAUCAGUGUGCAGCUUUGGAGGCUGCCAGGCUGCCAUGAGUUUUUGGCUGCUCUGGGGUUUGACCUGUGUGAGGUCGGUCAGGAGGAAGUGGUGCUAAAAACUGGCAAACAGGCAAACCGCCGCACCAUGCACUUUGCCCUACAGUCUCUGUUGGCCCUUUUCGACUCCACAGAGCUGCCCAAGCGCCUGAGUCUGGACAGCUCUUCCUCUCUGGAGUCACUGGCUUCAGCUCAGUCUGUAUCCCACCAGCUGCCACUGGGCUACCCCAACCCUCCCUUUUCCCCUCCCUGCCCUGAUAGCCUGGCCUCGGACGCCAUCUCCGUCUACAGUCUGAGCUCCAUUGCCUCCUCCAUGAGCUUCCUGUCGCGGCCUGAAGGCGCCUCAGACAUCACUGGCCAGCAGCUGGAGCGCCACCGGGGCCUCUUUGCCCCCCAGCGCCAUGCGGCUGUCCCCCGUAGGUCUUCCCCCCACGGUGCUGCUGCUGGCGGCCACGACGAUGAAGAGUAUGAAGGCUAUAGCAUCAUCAGCAGCGAGCCUCUGGGCAGCCAUUGCGACACACUUCCCCGGCCAGCAGGGGCCAGGCAUCAUCGUGGUGCAACCCGUGGAGGGGCAGGCAGGGGCUACGGGGCUUCUGUGUCCUCCAGGGGAAGCGUCAGCACCCCAACCUCACCGGUGAAGGCCAGCCUCGUGCCCAGUCCGAACUCACCUUUCCAAAAAGUGGGUAAAGUGAGCAGCUCAGACACGGGUGAGUCGGAUCAGUCCAGCACCGAAACUGACAGCACUGUGAAAUCACAGGAGGAGCGGCCGCCAGGUGCACCUCUGGACCCACAGGAGCUGGCGCAGAAAAUCCUGGAGGAGACCCAGAGCCACAUGCGGGCUGUGGAGACCCUACAUAGGAGCGCCAGGCAUGCGGCUGCCAGUGAUGGGACUAGGGCCGGAGAUGCCCCCACUCCGACCGGAGGCUCUGCGUUCCGCUCGUCAGAAACCAGCGCUUUCAGCAGGCCCAGCAGCAGAGCUAGCAUUAAAGCCCAGUCCUCGCCUGUCCCCAGCCGCCCCAAACCUCCCUCCCGCACCUCCUCCCUGCAGAAGAUCAGCUCUGGCUACAACAGCCCAGCCACCUCAGAUACAUCACUGAAGGACGGCAGCCAGCCAUCGCCCACCUCCGAUGGCCACAGCCAGUUCAAGCUCAAGUACCCCAGCUCACCUUACAGCGGCCACAUUUCACGCUCCCCCAGCAAUAUCUCACCCAGUUCAGGCCAUCAGUCACCUGCUGGUAGCGCCCCUUCACCUGCUCUCUCCUAUUCCUCCACCGGCUCCACCCGCUCCAGCCCGGCCGACGCCCCGGACCUCGACCGACUCAGGCUGGCCGCCAUCGAUGAGAAAGUACAAGCCAUUCACAAUCUUAAAACCUUUUGGGCAAGUGCUGCUCAGCAGCAGCACUCUGGCCCAAUGAGGGCCCUGCGGGGUGGAGCCAAAAUGAGUCCUGCUCAAAGGGAUGUCCUUGGCCUGCUCAACCUCUCCCCCCGCCACAGCACAGGUCAGGACCUGCCUGGCCAUGAACUGCAAGACAUGGGGCUUCAGUCUCUGGAGCGCAGAAACCCACCUAAUGGCCAUCGUAAGAUUGACCCAAAAAGAGUCAUCCCCUCACCCACCACGUCCACCGGUAGCAGCCCCGGCUCCCACCCCAUUAGACUGCCCACAGGAAACGGGUAUAAAUUCCUGUCGCCUGGGAGGUUCUUUCCUUCGUCUAAAUGCUGAAAAGGUCUCUCCCUGUGUUCUCCUGAUUUUUCUCGAAAUGGUGGAGGUGGAAUGUUCGGGUGUUCACCAGUCCUCUGGAGACAGUGGCUAGGACAGGCUAGGUUCUGACGUAGAGCCUCAUUCUGCCCACUUUUUCAGACUGACCAGAGAGCAUAUAAUCCUUAUGCUUCCACCUACACUGUAAAGAACCAUUGAUAUAUGCAGACUGACCUUGAGAACUGACCCAUGUCAGGAAAAAAAAAAUUAUACCAAAAUGGUAUUCUUACAAAAGACGCUCGCUGUUUGUGUUAGUGAAGACCACAUGGCUUUGUCUGGUUUGUUUCAUUUGAUUUUGGUUUUCAUUUUUAAUAUAAUUAUUGUUAUUGUUAUAAUUAUGGAUUGUAAUUGUUAUUACAGUUAUUUGUUUUGUAAAUUAAAUCAAGUGUUUUGCAAUCAGUAUUAUACGUUUUUAUAUUAUUAAAGAGGCAAACCAUGCACAAAAAAGUUGAACAAACAUUUUCAUAUUUUUAUUGAAAUGGUGAAAAAUGCAUCUGACCCAACUUCUAUGUGAACUGAGUGUCAGUAUUAAAGCAUGGGGUUCUCUUGCUAUUCAGUGAUUCAAUGUCUUUUUAACAGAGAUUUUGCAUAUGUUCUCAUCCAGAAAUAUCUCAGUCAUUUCUCAGUAAAAUGUCUCAAUAAAAGGAUUUAAUUUA
Messenger RNA from Colossoma macropomum (tambaqui), 8427 nucleotides. It is a transcript of the gene ttc28, whose product is annotated as tetratricopeptide repeat domain 28. The record is from RefSeq and is a predicted model, not a curated record. Bases 338 to 7735 code for a protein of 2465 amino acids. The transcript is spliced from 24 exons. Lineage: Eukaryota; Metazoa; Chordata; Actinopteri; Characiformes; Serrasalmidae. Gene Ontology annotation, molecular function: protein binding.